AUGGACGUCAACAACGUCGAGCAUGAGCAAGUAACGGAUGAAAUUGAUCCAAUAUGGACAACAAGUCGAACGGCUCGGCAGAUAUACGCCCUGGGCGAAGUAGAGAAGGACAUUUCGCGACUCCUUGCGCUCGCGGCGUCGUGCAUAUCGUUGUUGACCUUGCCACAGACCGAUGGCCCUGAUGACAACCUCCCACAGGGAGAAGAGCGCUCCGAGCAAUUCGUGCUCGAAGUCAGCGAAUACUUCGAACGGCUGGACUCCAUCCAGGUCGCACUUCGUUCAUCGCUUGCGCACAUCAAGCACUCACGCAUAGCGCCAUCGGCUAUCAAUGCUCCACCGCCUGGGUUCGUCCCUCCGUCACUUGGGGUAGGUUUGCCCUCUGUCGAUGAAUCAUCCAAGAAGCCUCGUGGGCUCCAGGAGGAGAGAAUUGAAACAUAUGCGUGGAAAGGGGUGCUCGAUGCGCUAACUCGCAUCAAGGCCGCAAGGAACGAGAGACCUAGCGCAACCCACGCUGCACAGACUUCGGACACUCAAAGAAAAUAG
Messenger RNA from Pleurotus ostreatus (oyster mushroom), 543 nucleotides. RefSeq lists its product as uncharacterized. Gene Ontology annotation, cellular component: mediator complex. The record is from RefSeq and is a predicted model, not a curated record. The transcript is spliced from 3 exons. Gene Ontology annotation, biological process: regulation of transcription by RNA polymerase II. Lineage: Eukaryota; Fungi; Basidiomycota; Agaricomycetes; Agaricales; Pleurotaceae. Gene Ontology annotation, molecular function: transcription coregulator activity. Bases 1 to 543 code for a protein of 180 amino acids.